Messenger RNA from Parathielavia appendiculata, 2894 nucleotides. RefSeq lists its product as uncharacterized. Gene Ontology annotation, molecular function: gamma-tubulin binding; microtubule minus-end binding. Bases 377 to 2752 code for a protein of 791 amino acids. The record is from RefSeq and is a predicted model, not a curated record. Gene Ontology annotation, cellular component: centrosome; mitotic spindle pole body; gamma-tubulin complex. The transcript has a single exon. Gene Ontology annotation, biological process: mitotic cell cycle; cytoplasmic microtubule organization; meiotic cell cycle. NCBI's taxonomy places the organism in Eukaryota, Fungi, Ascomycota, Sordariomycetes, Sordariales, Chaetomiaceae.
GCUCCACACCCCACCUUAAACUAACCCUUCUCAUGUAUCCGUAAGCUUCAGCAGACCGCUCGACUUGCAAUGGAAACUCGCCUUUGUGCAGCACCUUGACAGGAGUUUAAGCUGGUAGUCUAUCGUCCAUCUGUUAGGGCGUCUGCUCCUGUUUGACAACACUGCAGCCGCCCGAUGUGCUGCCGAUUUGAGCUCCUCGGCACCCUGAUCCUCUUCCUCCAAGCAUUCAACGACCGCCGAGCCCAGAAGCGAGCUGCCCGUGUUGAGCAAGCGGCAAAGGCAUCCUGAUAUUGAUCACCCCAAAGUAUCAUUAUCUUACCCAUCCCGCCAACCUCGAUUUAACAGGCGCAACACACUUUGUAAACGGCAUAUCACCAUGCUCCACGAAAUCCUCUUUUCCCUCUCAGGCCAUCCCUCCCCGCUCCUCCGUUCCGCCGCCUCACCCGGCAACGAAACCGACAACACCCUUAUCAACAGUACCGCCAUCUCCCCGCCCGAACGCGCCCUCCUCGCCUCCCUCGCCCGCCUCAGCGACUUGCACAUUCAUCUGCAGACCGCGGCCUCCCACAUCGCCGCCUCCCACCCCUCCGUCAUCUGCCGCGCCGUCGCGUUCGCAAUUGACACAUUGCACCUUGCCGGGUUCCGGAGAAAGGUUGUAGAAGUUGAGCGGACGAUCCUGAAAGAGGACGCGGCGCUGGUCGGGCCGUAUCGCAUCGUGCCUUUGACGGCAGUGGUGGCGGAGUUUGAGGGGUGGGGGAGGAGGUUGGAGUGGCUUCGGAGGGUUGUCGACGUCGUUGAUAAAGAAACCUGUACUGGUGCGGGGGUGAUCGACUUUUUGAGGGGCGAGUUAUUGACGGGAUAUGGGGAUGUGGAGGAGCUCGCGGAGAGCUUGGUUGCUGUUGCCGAGGCGGCGUGGGUGAAGCAGGUUGCAGCGUGGGUUCUGUAUGGACGGGUGCCGGGGUUUGGGGAGGGGGAUUUCUUUGUGAAAAGGAGGAAGAGGGAAGACGGGGAUGGGGAGGGAAAUGCGACCGAGGAAUAUAUCUGCGAGCCCGGGCUCCUGCCGGGGUUUGUUACGCCUGCGACGGCUGCGUCGAUGCUGUUUAUCGGCAGGUCGCUGAACCAGAUCCGAACUAAGAGUGUGGAAGAUUACAGCUUGAGGGGAAACGACCAUCUAUCGACGCAGCUCACGAGGUUGGCGGAGCUAAGGCAUCCGAUUGAUUCGGCUGCCUUUGCAAGAACGACUGCCGAUAUCAGGCAAUUCCUGUCGAGGACGACGCUGCAGCGGUUGCUGCCGCUGAGCAAGGUGCUCGAAACACUACAGUUGCUGAGGGACUUCUUCCUGCUCGGUCGCGGGGAGUUUGCCAUGGCGUUGACACAACAGGCGGACGAGAAGAUCAGGAGCCGGUGGAAGCGGAUGGAGAAUCUGGCGUAUGAGAAGAGGGAAGGGCUGGGUAACGUUACAAUAAAGGAGGGAGAAGUGGCUGCCGUUCUGGCUAAGACAUGGGCCGCUAUGGGGUCCAUGCAAGGCGAGCAUGCGGAUGAGGAUGAGGGGUUGGAGGUGGCCCGCGAAUUGUUGAGGCUAACGAUGGCUAAAUCGAAGGCGUCUACACCAGGGACGCAUAGCACUGAAGGUGGGCUUACAGCUAUCGCGACCACUCCAUUCCGAAACCUCCUAUUCUCUGUUCCGGUUGUUAUGACCAUGCAAAUCCCAUCGCCCCUCGAUCUCUUCCUCAGUCAAGCAGAUUUGGAGACGUACACCGCCAUCAAUUCGUAUCUCCUCUCACUGCGGCGAGCAAACAUUCGGCUUACUGAUCUGUGGAAGAUUACAUCUCUUAGGAGGCACCACCCAGCGCCGCCCGGGCCCCCAUACGGGAGCACCCGGGGAGGAAGGGAAAAGGUGCACCUAUUCCGUCAACGGCACGCCGCACGGACGCGUAUUUUGCGCAAUGCUUGGGCCACGGCAAGCGCUGCUAUCUUCUUUCUCGGCGAGAUGGAGGGUUACCUCCAGACAGAAGUCGUAGCAGGGUUGUCAGAUGGGUUCCAUCGCUGGUUGAUCACGGGUGAAGAUGAGCAGCGGCAUGACGAUGGCACAUUCAAAAAAACGCAAACAUCAACCGUGUCCCGUUCCAGAUACAGUGACGAAAUCCUCGAAGACGACAUCUGGCUAGCCGGGUCCACCCCUUCUCAGCCUCCCUCCUUGUCAGCAUCAGAAGAACAAACCCACCCCCAUCACGACCCUCAAACCCUCGCCACGGCCCACCGUCUCUACCUACGCACCCUUGUCCACCGGCUCCUGCUCACCCAGCAAUCCUUUACCGACGAACUCUACGAACUGCUCGUUCAGAUAGACCACCUCGUGGCCGUUAUCCGCCGAUUGCACUCAGUGUGGACGGCGGCCGACCUUGAGACGGACGCCGGCGUCGUGGAUGCGUUUGUGGACCUCGAGCGGGAGGAGCGGGAUGUACAGAAGGAGAUUCGGGGCGUAGAAGGGAGAGUCAAGCAGGGGAUCGAGGGGCUGGUGGGGGAGUUGAGGCGGUUGGAGGGGCUCGGAGGUUUACAGAAUGGUACAGAGAUGGGAGGACUGGGAGAGGGGGUGGAGGAUGGCGAGGUGCUGGGGAUGGGGGGAAGUGGAAAGUAUGUGACCAGACGGGUGGGGGGUAUCAAUAGGCUGCUGAUGAAGCUGGAUUUUGGGAGCUGGUUCGGGAGGGAAGGGAGAGGUGGCGAUGGAAUGGAUGUUGAUGAGGAGUUCUAACUCGUAAGGAGGGUGAUGGCUUACUAUCGAGAAGCGGAAUAGGUAGUUGCCGGCGUUUGAAUUUGGCGAUGACUCUCAUUACUAUACCCUUAUGUGUACGUUUCCUUCCCAUGUCUAGCUGAUAUCAAUCAGAUCUGCUCCG